Molecule: messenger RNA, 651 nt
Organism: Pneumocystis murina B123
Lineage: Eukaryota; Fungi; Ascomycota; Pneumocystomycetes; Pneumocystales; Pneumocystaceae
Exons: 2
Coding region: 112-651 (179 amino acids)
Biological process (GO): protein localization to Golgi apparatus; Golgi to plasma membrane protein transport; Golgi to endosome transport
Cellular component (GO): Golgi membrane; trans-Golgi network
Source: RefSeq, a predicted model, not a curated record
UAAUUCUUGGCAGCGCCGUGCGUAUUGCCAUUUCUAUAAAAGUACUUUUUGAUAAUUUAUAUAUAUAGUUUAUUUUUGUGCAAUUUCUUUUGUUUUUAAUAUAUCUUAGUGAUGAUUUCUCGCAGAAAUUCACUUGAUUUCGCUUUGAUUAUAUCUCAAAUUAUCGCAUUCCAAUCUUUAUUCUAUCUUUCUCAGACAGUUCUUAUACAGUUCAUGCUUUAUGUUUUAGAAAAACCGGUUUCUUUAGAUUAUAUUUUUGAUUUUCAUAAAAUAACACUUGAUAAUAAUGAGUCAGCUGUUACUGGUUUGGUUUGGGAUAUAAAUAGUAUAUUUGGUGUUCUUAUUAUUUUUUUUGUUGUUCGACGAUCAAAGCAGGUGCUUGAUUUCACAUUGACAAUGCAUUUUAUCCACUUCAUUAUUGUUUUCUUUUAUUCUGGUUCCUUACCAACUAAUACAUAUUGGUGGAUUGUCCAGAUUAUCAGUUGUAUAUUUAUAUGUUUGGGUGGUGAAUGGAUAUGUAUGCAAAGAGAAUUAAAACCUAUUUUCUUUGGAAGCUGGCAAAACCUUCCCAUGAUAGAAUCGAACCCGAAUAUUGAACAAUAUGAACUUGAUAAGAUUGAUGCUCAGAAACAUUACGAAGCUCUUUGUUGA